AUGGGACCUUUUCGAGAUCAAGAGGCUUCUAAGCCUGACAAUCUUGGCCAGAGCGAGGAAGAGAGACCUAUCUCAGCCAUGGUCACUGACUGCGAGUCCAAAUUCACAAAGGGUAUCCAAUUUUUGAGUUCAAAGGGAGAGCGUAAACUCGAGAUCUCAACGGUCGACCCCGGUGCGUCAACUACAGACGAGUCCUCGGGCGAGUCCUCAGAUGAGGAGUUCGAUAUACGAAAAGUCGCACUUGAAGGUAUCCAGAAAUCAAUAAAUGAACUUGAUCGACUCACAAUUUGUAUACGCCUGCCUUCUUAUUCUUCUCUUGAUGCCCGGAUCAACGCGUUCGCAUCAAGAAAACCGGCAGAGAUCUCUUCCUUUGAGGUUAAGGCAAUAAUCGCAGUCCGAUGGCUAUACCCCAACGCUUCUGAAAACCUCCGUGUGUAUUUGAGCGAAUUGAUGACCCAUAGAUACACGAAAUUGCUAUACUGGCACUCCCAAGAAAAGAAACUGCGCAAAGACCGUCGACUCGAUAAGAAGCCCCAAGAUGACUCCAUACAGGUGCGGCAAGGACCGUCGCUUUUUGCUGCUCAAGAAUCACCGCCACAACCCUCAGCCAUAGAUGAGAAGCCAACUAUACCAAAGCCCGAACUAACCAGAGCCCCCCUUAGUACUUCAUUUCUAUCCGAGACCAGAGCAUCGGAUCCAGGUACCCAAUUUGCUAUACCGACGGCAGAAGACAAAGUGCCGUUUCCACGGAGAGCUGGAGCUUCAACCAUCCUCGGAAGCAGAGCGAAGUUCCCUAGCCCUCUCCAUUUUGAAGCUGGAGAGGUUACGAAACCUUGCCCUCUCUGCCGAAAGAGCUUCCUGGAGGCUGAUUUUAGCGAUGACACAUGGUGGAGAUGCCGCGUGAACGAAGACCUGCUACCUUUUGCGUGCAUUUCAAUUGCAUGUUUGCAGCCUCCAGCUUUUGCUAGUCGAUCUGACUGGAGAGCCCACAUUCAGAAAUUCCAUGGCACAUUCUGGCAAGGUCGCCCAGGCAAUAUAUUUCAGCCUCUCCACCCUGAGGCUGAGGAAUUAUCGGACUCGAGUCCGUCUACAAAUAUCUGCCCCCUCUGCUGCCUGCCACUCGAGGAAUCUAGAUACAUGCAUAUUGGUAUAUCUCUACCCCUGAUGUCAUCCGUAUCAUAG
Trichoderma virens Gv29-8 is the source of this 1182-nucleotide messenger RNA. RefSeq lists its product as uncharacterized. NCBI's taxonomy places the organism in Eukaryota, Fungi, Ascomycota, Sordariomycetes, Hypocreales, Hypocreaceae. The coding region runs from base 1 to 1182 and encodes 393 amino acids. The transcript has 3 exons. The record is from RefSeq and is a predicted model, not a curated record.